GGUGACGCUGGACAGAUCUGCACAAAUGGACACGUGGGAGAUAAAACGAAGUCAUUACUAUGCAUUACAGAGGAUCACGCCCACCUUAAGUUAUAUCCUCGGGUUAUAUUGCCUCAUCUUGGUUGCCUCCUUACAUGGAUUCUGAUAUUGAUAUUGUUGUUUGUAUUUGGACAGUCUGAUAUAAGAUUAUAGCGAGGACCUAAAAGAUGGCUUCAUCGGGGUCUUCAUCAAGAAAAGGCUUGCUCGAGAGGUUAGCUGAGGGUCUUGUGGUUGGUGAUGGAAGCUUUGUUAUGACCCUGGAGAAGAGAGGCUAUGUUCUGGCGGGCAACUGGACACCCGAAGCUUGUGUACAAUACCCUGACGCAGUCAGGCAACUCCAUCGUGAGUUUCUACGAGCUGGUGCUGACGUCAUGCAAACUUUCACAUUCUGGGCCUCGGAAGACAGACUCAAACUCAAAUUAUCAGACCAGGAGAGUGAUGUUAAUUGGGAAUCGGUGAACGAAGUCGCAUGCGAUCUCGCCCACGAGGUAGCUGCCGAGGGCGACGCCCUGGUGGCUGGUAGUGUGUCAAGUGUCCCUAAGUAUGAAGAUAGGACGGGAACAAAAGAAGAAAUACAGAACGAGUUCAGGAAACAGUGCGACGUCUUCAUCAGGAAGAAGGUCGAUUUUCUGCUUGGUGAGUUCUUUGCAUACACCGAAGAAGCAGAAUGGGCUGUUGAAGUUAUGAAGUCUUACGGGGUACCAGUGGCCUGUACUAUGAGAGUGGGCGUGGCCGGUGAUGAGAUGGGCGUGGCUCCUGCCGAAUCAGCUGUAAGACUGGCUAGAGCAGGUGCGGAUGUGGUAGGGGUCAAUUGUUGCUACGACCCCGACAUCGCUCUCGAUGCUAUAGCCAAGAUGAAAACAGGUCUUGAAGAGGCGGGAUUGAAGAAUUAUCUGAUGAUCCAACCCGUUGGUUUCCAUACCCAGGAUCUAAAGAAGGAACCAGCCGGCUACACAGCACUUCCAGAAUUCCCAUUUGCUUUAGAGCCUCGAGCGUUGACGAGGAUAGACGUCCACAAGUACGCUCGACGUGCAUACGAUCUAGGGGUCAGGUACAUCGGAGGGUGUUGCGGAUUCGAACCUCAUCACAUUCGAGCGAUAGCAGAAGAGCUAAAAGCGGAACGGGGACGCGGCAUACCCGGGGCAGAUAAAUUUGAAAAUUUCGAAGGAUUGAGAAGAAGUCAUAUUAAAAAUCAACAUAAGAGAACUACAGCGGAAUACUGGCUGAAUCUAAAACCAGCCGCAGGUCGCGAAUGGAUAAACAAGCUUGCUACUUUGGAUUUGGACUAUUAAAGCCAUGAGAGCGUUUCAUCAACGUUUGUCCUCUGGCAAGUAAAAGUCGUAUCUGACAUCUUCUGAUCUUGCUUCUGAUUGGCUGAGAAGUACAGUUCUCAUGGUAACUGGCGGAUGAAAAAGAUUUCCGCCACGUCCUUUUUACUGUUUAUGAAACGCCGGCCCCUGAUAAAGCUUUGAUAAUUGGUCGACAAUGUGAAGUACUCUAGUAUCAACUCCACGCGUUCCAUUCUGACGUAAGUGCAGUCGGGCAGCCCGGUGGGGGCAUGGCAUAUGAUUUUUUUUUUAACCGUCGAUUCUUUGUGAAAAUUAAAAAAAAAAAAUCUGUGAAGGAAAAGAAGUGUCGGCCCAUUUCAUGCUCAAGAAAUGGUUUUGUAAUUGGAAAAAGAGAGAAGUGUCCCGUCGAAAAAAAAUCGAAAUUAUCGAAUUCAUUUUAUAAUUUGAUCCUUAGUACAGUGAAUAUGGCGGAAAUGAAUAAAUGAAUAUGAUUAUUUUUAUUUUUUUAUUUUUAGAGAUACGAAUAUAUCGACAUUAUGUGUGUGACUGUCUGUGUAUGUAUAAAAUAUAUAUAUAUAUAUUUUUUUUAUAAAUGAAUAUGUAGAUGAACGAAAGUUUGGCAGAUACAGAAAUUUGAAGAAUUAAGCAUCUGUGUAUAUCUUAAAUACAAGUGAAGCUCAGUAUAUGUGUUAUAUUUCGUAUCCCAUGUUUUUUUCAAUCAUCAUUCUAUAUGAUUAUUCAAUUCUAUAAUUAUGUUAUAAAUGAUAUAAUGUUUAGUUAUACUCUUUACUUUAUGUUAUGUUCAUUAUAUAUUUUUGUGAAACAGAAACAAAUAAAUGAAAUGAAAUUCAUCCAGCAC
Messenger RNA from Lytechinus variegatus (green sea urchin), 2187 nucleotides. Its product is annotated as betaine--homocysteine S-methyltransferase 1-like. The transcript is spliced from 9 exons. Gene Ontology annotation, molecular function: zinc ion binding; betaine-homocysteine S-methyltransferase activity. The record is from RefSeq and is a predicted model, not a curated record. NCBI's taxonomy places the organism in Eukaryota, Metazoa, Echinodermata, Echinoidea, Temnopleuroida, Toxopneustidae. Bases 207 to 1331 code for a protein of 374 amino acids.